GAAUGAGACCAUCGUUCGUAGAAAUACUCCUUGAUAUCCUGUAAGGGAUGGGAAAUAAGUGCUCUCCCUUUCUUUAUUCUCGAGAUUUUUUGAUGAGUCGCUCCUUUGUGCAGUGAUGAUUUCCGACAAGUGGCGAAUAUUCCUCUCUUCACUCACCUGUUGACACCACGCCAAUUAUAUAUACACUCUUUUUGCUCUCGAGACUUUUUUUCUUCAUCAGUCAUUCCUUUGUCUCCGUGUUAGGAUUUGUUCUCGAUUUAAGAAUCGAACCGAGCCAAAACAUUCCCUCCUUUGCACCAUUAUACACUGUACCUGGAGUACGCAGUCAUGAUGAAGAACCUUCUCAUUCUACUUCCUUCCUUACUGGCAUAUGUGGAAGCACACAUGCACCUCGAUUAUCCUCCGUCUUUGAAUGCGGCCAACAAUCCUUUCACAGAAGGUGCUGGUGAUCCACACCCAGACUAUCCUUACAACUGCUGUGGCAUGAAACAUGAGUAUCCAUGUAAAGGACAGUUGAAACUCCUCGGUACCCCGGCAGGCCGGGCCGUCGCCACGUGGAAACCAGGGUCCACCCAGCACUGGAACAUGACCGGACAAUCAAAUCAUUAUGGAGGAAGCUGCCAAAUCGGAUUUUCGGUCGAUAAGGGGAAGACAUUCCGUGUUGUCAAGAGCUAUGAAGGCAGUUGUCCGCAUCGGAACGAAGACGACGAUCAGAAUUUUGACUUUGUGGUUCCAACGGAUCUUCCAGCGGGGGACGUCCUGUUCGCUUGGAGUUGGACGAACCGCGAACAAGAGCUCAAUAUGAAUUGCGCAGCUAUCAGCAUCGAGAGUGAUAGUGGAGAAGGCGCUCCACUACCAAGUACCUCCCAAGCACUGGAACCUCAACCAACCGCACCCGCGUCCCCCGUUCUUUCGCAACCUGAAGACCCGCCGGCACAGUCACUCCCGUCGAAGCCACUGGCCUCGCAGCCACCGACCUCAGAGCCACCAACCUCGGAGGGAGAAGGUCCACAUUACGAAAUGGAUGGAUGCACCUGCAACUGCGAAGGCGGUACGUCCGAUACGUCCGACGGAGGAAUCCUGCUCUCCUCGUGCUAUUGUUACUGCUCCGAGAUGCCACCAGUGCGGGGACGUGAACCGCGGACGCGCCCAAGGACCAAGCACCAUUGGAAGCGGGCCGGAACCACUGUGGCGUUUAGUAACCGACCCGAGAUGCUUGCUGUCAAUGUCGGCAAUGGAUGCACCAGCCCCAGGGAGAAUGCAGAGCUGAAGUAUCCGAAUCCAGGCCCCGAUGUGGUGGAAGGUGAUGGGGAAUAUCCGCUGGAACUUCCCCAAGGGAACUGCGUAUGAAAAGCACGGUCGAACGAUGUGAACGAAUUGAAAUGAAGGGUUUGAUUUGCUUCUUGUAUAGUACAUAUCUACUACAUCCAGAACGUCAUCACGCGGGCCUCC
Messenger RNA from Eremomyces bilateralis CBS 781.70, 1452 nucleotides. RefSeq lists its product as uncharacterized. The transcript is spliced from 5 exons. The record is from RefSeq and is a predicted model, not a curated record. Bases 331 to 1350 code for a protein of 339 amino acids. Lineage: Eukaryota; Fungi; Ascomycota; Dothideomycetes; Eremomycetales; Eremomycetaceae.